Molecule: messenger RNA, 1809 nt
Organism: Schistosoma turkestanicum
Lineage: Eukaryota; Metazoa; Platyhelminthes; Trematoda; Strigeidida; Schistosomatidae
Source: the annotation of a GenBank genome assembly
AUGACAACAGAAAUAAAUCAAAAUGUUCAAUAUUCUAGUGAAUUUCUUCAUUCUCCUCCAUCUUGUCAAUCAACAUCUUCAAAAACCCAGUCAAAUCCAUGUGAUGAUAAUUCUAAAGAGAGCGAAUUCAAAACAAGAAGAUUAAUCCCAGUUCAACGAACUUACAAUGAAUGUAUCCUAUAUGCUUUAGGUGAAUGGAGAUGUGCAUGCCUUACAAUAGUUUUAGUCACUGGUAUUAUUUUAAUAUCAUCAUGCGGUGUUAAACAACUAACAAAUUAUGUGAAUUCAUCUCAUUCCGACCUGCAAUAUACUAUUUCUUAUCAUAAACACGAACAAAGUUUUAAACUAUUGUGUCAAACAAGUUCUCUUCUAAUUGUUAGUGGUUUAUUAUUCCUGAUUUAUUUAAUCUAUUUAAUUGAAUCAUGGCAAUCAAGAAAUUGGAUUCAAACAACAUGGCUGAUUGAUACAAAAAUGGCGUAUAAUUUAAUCAAUAAUGCACAUAGACUCAUUCCUUCUAUCCUGUGGCAAAUUAAAUGUUAUCAUUAUGCUCAUAAUACACCACAAUAUACUAAUUAUCAACAGAAUCCAAUACAACAAAGCUUGAUAUUGAAUGAAGCCGAUUCAAACAAACCAACUAAAUAUCCAUUUAUUCAAGAUGAUGAUUUUAACAAGUCAACUAGAGGAAAGCAAACACUGGAACACCCUUAUCCAAUUAGUUCGAAUAAACUUCCUGACAUGUUUUCACAUGCAUCAUGUAAUCCUAAUGUAAAUCAAAUUAAAUGUCAUCGUAUUAUUACAAUGAAUAAAAUUUGUUCAUUUGAUUUGUCUAAAAUUGAUGCAUUAUGGGAUAUGUCAGAUAAUAUUAGUGAAUUAGAAAAUUUCCAACUGAUCGAAAUGAAUUUGAGCACAUUAUUUAGUUUUUCUGAUAAACAAACAUAUUUGGAAUAUCAAAGACAAAAACAAGAAUUUUUUACCACAUAUGAAAAAUUCGAUGUUUACAUGGAAACUGAACAAAUUUGUACUUUUGCAGAUUUUAUCAAAUUUCCAGAACAAUUUCUUAUCAUUCAUCGAUCAUCAAAACUACCGGUUUAUUUAAAAGGCAUAACUUAUCUAAUCGCUACACUGUUAUUAUGUUCAUUUCCAUUGAGAAUUUUUAUUUAUGCAAAUAAAGCUAAAUUACAUUGUAAAAUUCACAAGAUAUUUGGUCCGAAACCAAUCAACGGAAAUUUAUACAAUUCAAUAAAAUUAAUUCCAUUACAUAAUCAGAUCAACAUUACAUCGAAUGUCUUGAAAAACACCAUUUCAACACAUACAAAUCAAUCAAUGUCAAUGAAUCAAAACUUAACAGAUUCCCAUACAACCAAUCAUAUCUUAAAUCAUACUAAUGAUACAAACAAACCAUAUCAUAUUAAUAAUGAAGCAGUUGUAUUAUUUAAUAAAUAUAUUUCAGAAAAUACUACUGAUUUUAAUCGUACUCGAACUCGUCACAAAAGACGAAAUCAAUACCAGUUGAAUGUAUCCAAAGAUCUUGACGACUCCAAUCAUUUCAAAUAUGAUAAACAUAAUCAUGAUGUCGAUGAUCAUGGUCAUAGUGUUGUUACUGAAGAUGAAGACAAUGAUGAUGAUGAUGAUGAUGAUGAUGGUGAUGAUGAUGAUGACGAUGAACUAUUAUCAUUGGAUAUACGAUUUGAUGAAUACAUAAAGAAUAAAUGUGCUAAAAAUGACCGGAACAAAGCAGAACAUAACUGUUACACUUAUGAACUAGAUACUAUUUUAAAAAAUUCGAAUGUUGAUGUACAAUCUAUCUGA